Molecule: messenger RNA, 3808 nt
Organism: Fusarium odoratissimum NRRL 54006
Lineage: Eukaryota; Fungi; Ascomycota; Sordariomycetes; Hypocreales; Nectriaceae
Exons: 5
Coding region: 817-2058 (413 amino acids)
Biological process (GO): reductive iron assimilation; cellular response to iron ion starvation
Cellular component (GO): high-affinity iron permease complex
Molecular function (GO): ferroxidase activity; copper ion binding
Source: RefSeq, a predicted model, not a curated record
CGUAUCUUGGGCGUGCCGGUUAUCCAGAGUUUGGUGCCAAAAGUAAGGUUACUUACUCAAUUGCAACUAGAGCUAGGUUUCCGGUACCAUGUGGCUUGGUGAGGAAUUGCCGCAGUCUUUAUCUGAUCUGUUCCCUGCAUGGCUUUGAAUGGCCAAAUGCAACUUGAGCCUGUCACCGAUUAAUCUAGUUCAUCUUUCUUCAUCAGCUCCGCGAGCGUAUACAGAAACAAGACUGAUGAACUAGAACUCAAGUAGCAGUCGCGAUGUUUCUAUCACUCAUCGUCUCAUCGCUGGCCAUCCUCUUUGCCGGACCAACGGUUAGUGCAAAGGAUGUGCAUUUCGACUGGAACAUCACAUGGACGACUGCAAACCCCGAUGGAUUACAAGCGCGUCCUGUAAUCGGCAUCAACAACCAAUGGCCUCUCCCAGUCAUCAACAUCACAAAAGGUGACAGAAUCGUCGCAAAAGUGACGAAUCAAUUGGGGAACCAGUCAACUACCAUUCAUUGGCAUGGAAUGUACCAAAAUGGAACAAAUUUCAUGGAUGGACCUGCUAUGGUGACACAAUGCAACAUCCCCACUGGCGCUUCCAUCACAUACAACUUCACGGUGAGUCUGAUCCAUAAGCUGUGAAAGGAGCAAGUCUGAUUCUUGACAGGCCGACCAAGUUGGAACUUAUUGGUAUCACUCUCACACAAGAGCUCAGUACCCAGAUGGUCUACGCCAAGCACUCAUCAUUCAAGAUCCCAAGAAUCCAUAUGCGGGUGAAUACGACGAAGAGCGCGUCAUCACACUGUCAGAUUGGUAUCACGACGAAAUGCCAGAUCUCAUGAAACAAUUCGUCUCCUACAAGAACCCCACCGGCGCAGAGCCCGUUCCAAAUUCAGCACUCAUGAACGACACACAGAACAUGACUCUUCCCGUCGAGCCUGGAAAAACCUAUCUUCUUCGCUUAGUGAACGUGGGUGCUUUUGCGUCUCAGUACUUCUGGAUUGAAGGGCAUACUAUGAAGAUCGUUGAGGUUGAUGGCGUCUGGACAAAGCCUGCUGAGACGGAUAUGAUUUACAUUGCUAGUGCUCAGCGGUACGCUGUGUUGGUUACGAUGAAGAAUGAGACUGGGGCGAAUUACCCUAUGAUGGCUAGUAUGGAUACGAGUUUGUUCGACUCUAUUCCUGAUGGUCUAAACUGGAAUGUCACAGGCUGGCUUGAGUACGAUUCCGACAAGAAGCUUCCCCCAGCUGCUGUCUUGAAUGAAUUUGAGCCUUAUGAUGACUUCAAGCUUGUUCCCACAGACGGGGAGAAGUUGUUAGAAAAGGCCGAUCACACCAUCACCUUGGAUCUCACGAUGAAUAACCUUGGUGACGGCGCGAACUAUGCCUUCUUCAACGACAUCUCCUACGUUUCACCCAAGGUCCCAACUUUAUAUACCGUCCUAUCCGCAGGCGAAAACGCAACUGACCCAACCGUUUAUGGAACCGACACAAACUCCUUCGUCCUCAAACACGGCGAGAUUGUGGAAAUAGUUCUCAACAACGAUGACUCUGGAAGGCAUCCUUUCCAUCUCCACGGCCAAACAUUCCAAGUCGUGCACCGCAGUGAAGAAAACGCAGGCCACUACAAUGCAUCGUGGACUAACAUUACUUACCCAUCCGUGCCAAUGCGAAGAGAUACAUUCCUCGUGUAUCCACAGGGAAAUUUCGUCAUUCGAUUCCCAGCUACUAAUCCAGGUGUCUGGCUCUUCCACUGCCAUAUCGAAUGGCACAUGGAUACUGGUCUGAUCGCAACGAUGAUUUCGUCACCACUUCAAAUGCAGAAGACUUUGACGAUUCCAGAGGAACAUAAGAAGAUUUGUGCGGAUCAGGGGAUUUCGACUGUUGGUAAUGCAGCUGGCAACACCGAGGACUAUCUGGAUUUGUCCGGGCAGAACAUGAUGGUGCCUCCUCUGCCAUCUGGUUUCACUACGAAAGGUUACGUGGCCAUGGUGUUUAGCUGUGUGGCAGGCGUUCUUGGCCUUGCCUCGAUUACUCUGUAUGGAUCCGCUCCUAUUGCCGCCAAGUAAAGAACAAUGUUCAUGUGUUAUAGAGAAAAUACUCUGAAAUAAUAUUUUUGAGAGCUGUUUAACAAUAUUUCUAUCUGGAAAAUUGCUGCAUGCUGGAGCCGCUUACUCUUGGAAUACCCAAGUGACAUCCUCCCAACCCUCCCUCCUCCUUAACCUAAAUCCAGGAUCCAAUCCUCCCCAAUCCGGCAUUCUCGGCCCAACUUCAACCCCAGGAUCCCUUGACUUUGGCAAACUCAGCCCCUCGGCCUCAAAGCUAAGCGCAACGACACCAACGAAUCCCAGUAUCUCCGUAAACGCAAACUUGCGGCCAGGACAUAGAUGCUUUCCACCUCCGAAUGACAACUGUGAGCCUCUUCUCUUCUUCUCAUCUUGCACCGAUACAUCUAAGAAGCGCUCAGGUUUGAAGGUAUUCGCGUCUGGACCCCAGAUCUCGUCGAUGAAGUGAGUCACCGAUGGCGCCCACUGGAUGUUGAAUCCCUUUUUGAGCAGAUAACUUCGGCCCUGUGCGUCUUGGACCUUGGUGUCUUCCAUGACUCUCCUGUUGCCGAUGGAAUGAAGAUAGUGACGAAGGGAUUCUUGAUAGCAGGCGUGGAGGAAGGGACAGCAUUUCUCUAGCUUUCUAACGUCAAAUGUCGCUGUCUUCCCGUUGGGCCCAUUUGUGAUAAUAGUAAUCUCCUCAAUCUCAGCUCGCACACGAGAUGAGUAAUGUGGGUUUGUCAAGACGUGGACGAAAAGCCAGAAUAAAGUGGGCGCAGUGUUGGUAACUCCAACCCAAGGCAGCAGCGUUUCCAUGUGAGCUAGGUCGUCAUCCGUAAAGCCAGUGCUACGAAGAAACUUAACUCUAUCGCGUAUAAUUUCAGAGACACCGUCUUCAAGCUCGCUUCCAGAUUCAUAGUAGGUCAGAAGCAGGUUGUUGAUCUCUCUUCUCGCAUUGAUCGCCUUUUUGGUAAUGAAGCUUGGGACACCCAGCGCCACAAACAUGGAUUGUUUAUCAAAUGUCCUGUCGACGAUUAAUGACCAAAACAAUAGUAAGGCUCCAAGAAGACUCACCACAUGAGAUGCGCUUUAUCUACCGUCAACGGAUUCUUCGCCCCGAAAAGAGCUGUCGCCGUUGCAUCCGUCAAGAUAUCCCGGAGCCAAAUAAAUACAUCAGGUGCAUCUAGUUCUUCUCCAGGUCGAAUAGGAUUAAGAUAAGUCAUGAGCCUUGUUAAAGCACUGAGAUUCAGUCUGUGCAAUGGUUCGCCCAUGAGGGUAGACUGAAUAAUCGACAGUCCCGUCUUCAAAUAUUCCUUAUCAGAGAUGAGAUCUCCUGCGUUCUGGCUCAGACCCCACAUGGCCUUUGAAAACUCAACAAGAAACGGGUCGAAGGAUAUGUCGUUGUUUUUCAAGGCUGAUUGGAUGAGAUCCGGUGAGUUUAUGAGGUAGACUUUGCCGUUUAGCAUGGGGAGGGUACAGAUGGGCAUUCUGCGUUCUUUACUGUGACCGGUCAGAAUUGUAUGCCGUUGCGUGUUCAUUGGAGGCUGGAGAAUUACAAGAGUCGAACAUAGAAUCCGCCGCCCUCGCUGAACAUCGAGAUGAUGUGUCCUACCAGCGGAACUCGAGGUUUAAACAGCGGUGGCUCGAGGGAUUCGAGGGAGGGCGAUACAUAGCGACUCAACAGAAACAGCAGUCCAGCUAAAGUCACAAUGGCCCAAGUAUUCGGCAGAGAAACAUUAUCCCAAAACAUCAUGGUAAUGGGGCUACAGGUAGA